UUAUUGUGUGUGUGUGUCUGUGUGUGUCUGUGUAUGAUUCGGUGGUUAGACCUGUUCCUCCUGACACACAGCUCCGCUGAGCUCCACCAGGACAGGAAGUAAAGCACAAACCCAGCAGCAUGGGGCCAUAACUCAUCCUCAUCGCGGCCAGAUGAUCUGAUCAGUGUGGAGUUUCCUUGUUCCCUCCAUCCUGAGCUGCACUUCGGACCCUGAGGACGACAUGGCCACCGAUCUGGGAUACAACUUUGUUUUUAAAGUGGUGUUAAUCGGGGAAUCUGGUGUUGGGAAAAGCAAUCUGCUGUCCCGAUUCACCAAGAAUGAAUUUAACCACGACAGUCGCACCACCAUCGGGGUGGAGUUCAGCACUCGCAGCGUGCAGCUGGACGAGGUGACCAUUAAAGCACAGAUUUGGGACACGGCCGGUCUGGAGCGCUACAGAGCCAUCACCUCAGCGUAUUACAGAGGUGCGGUUGGAGCCCUACUGGUGUAUGACAUCAGCAAACACCUGACGUACGAGAGCGUGGAGCGUUGGCUGAAGGAGCUGUACGACCACGCCGACCCUCACAUCGUCAUCAUGCUGGUGGGGAAUAAGAGUGAUCUGACAACCUCGCGCACCGUGCCAACGGAUGAGGCCAAAGCUUUUGCAGACAGUAAAGGUCUGCUCUUCAUCGAAACAUCAGCUCUUCAGUCCACCAACGUUGAGAUUGCGUUCCUCCAGGUUCUCACAGAAAUCCAUAAGAAGGUGGCGAGUAAAAAGGUGACCCGAGGCUCCAUCAGCGCUGUGACUCUCGGCAGCACCGGACCCAUCAUUGAGGCUACGGAAGAGAGCAGGAGCUGCUGUGGGAAACAGUGAAGAUAAGAACAUCACCCUCUUCACAGAGAUGCCUGCAGCGUUGGCUACAAGGAAGCUGGCUCUUUGGCUGUGUUCCAAUACCAUUCUUCACUGCACACUCGUCCACUUCCUCUAGACACAGUUCUCUUAUUCAGCAAAGUUUCUUCUGAAGGUUCCAAUGGUUUCAUUAGAAGAACUCUGGUAAAUCUUACACAUGCAUGAACCCAACUGAAAACUUUUUUUUUUUUGCAUCAGCGAAACCAUCAGAUAACGUUACACACUGCAUGAAACUGGAAAAUCUCUAAUGGUUUCCAUCAGAUUUCUGGAGAUUUCUUACAGGGAUUGGAC
Molecule: messenger RNA, 1180 nt
Organism: Clarias gariepinus (North African catfish)
Lineage: Eukaryota; Metazoa; Chordata; Actinopteri; Siluriformes; Clariidae
Gene: rab25a
Product: RAB25, member RAS oncogene family a
Exons: 5
Coding region: 221-853 (210 amino acids)
Biological process (GO): exocytosis
Cellular component (GO): recycling endosome
Molecular function (GO): GTP binding; GTPase activity
Source: RefSeq, a predicted model, not a curated record